AUGAAAGAGUCCCUCAAAGCGAUCAAGAUAGACGGCGUUAUCUCCAUGGUCGGUUUUGUCGCAAGCUCCUCAGCUCUUGACCAGCCAUCCCUCGUCGACACUCUAUUGAACGUUUGUACUGUCCGAGGUAUUGGUGUGGGGUCCAGACAACAGUUUGAAGAGACGAACCGUGCCGUUGAGGCAAAUAAAAUUCACCCCGUCGUGGACAACCGCAUCUCCAAAUUUGGAGAGGUCCGUGAAGCUUAUCAGUAUCUAUCUGACCAGAAACAUGUCGGCAAAGUUUGCAUUGAAAUCCAAGUCUAA
Molecule: messenger RNA, 303 nt
Organism: Aspergillus caelatus
Lineage: Eukaryota; Fungi; Ascomycota; Eurotiomycetes; Eurotiales; Aspergillaceae
Exons: 2
Coding region: 1-303 (100 amino acids)
Source: RefSeq, a predicted model, not a curated record